This is a messenger RNA of Rotaria sp. Silwood2, 844 nucleotides long. The record is from the annotation of a GenBank genome assembly. Lineage: Eukaryota; Metazoa; Rotifera; Eurotatoria; Philodinida; Philodinidae.
AUGCGUGCAAAACAUGAAUAUAAAAUCGUUUCAAGUAUUCAACAUCUUGUAUGUUGUCGAUCAGAUAUUGUUAUACAUCGUACAGAUACAAACAAAGUAUUUUAUAUUGGUAAACCGGCUGACUUUGCACGAAAAGAAGAGGAAUAUAUGUUAGAAACUGAAACUUAUCAAGAAAUUAUAGAUGGUUGUUGUCCUCUGGCUAAUAAUCUACAUGCUGUACAAACUAUACUCACUCAUCUUUUAACACAAAAAGCUUUAAUGAAACAACAAUCUAAUAGAAUAUCUCCAAAAUUAAACAAUUUAGAGGGUGUGGUGUGAGUGUAGGUGUGGAUGUGGAUCUGAGUGUGGGUGUGGGCAUUGAUAUCAUUGAAGAGAAUGCAAAAAACAACAUUCAGAACAGACAGCUCAUACCCACAUCCACACCCGCACCCCCUUCCGUACAUGUCGUUCAGUUUAUUUUGAAACAAAAUAGAAUGAUUCUCAUUCUUUUAUUUUUAUACAUUUAUUGUAAUAGAUGUUCGAUAUGUAACCCAUGAGCAUAGUAAAUUAAUCUACAACGCUUUGGCCAAUUCUCCAAAGCAUGGUAGAUUACAUCCUGUUCAAGAUUUUCCCACUCCUGUUUGAUAGCAUUUUUCAACCCAUUUAAUGUUGACACCUUGUGUUUUCUUACCUGUUCUUUCAAAAUACACCAAAUCGAGUAGUCCAUCGGAGCAGCGUCUGGACUCUUAGGUAACCACUCUGCAGGUGUAAUAACUUGGAUUUUCUUUUCUUUCAUAUAACUAACUGUCCCUUUUGCUGUAUGACCUGGUGCACUGUCUUGAUGAAGAAUCAUUUUCUUUCGUGU